Apis florea (little honeybee) is the source of this 1081-nucleotide messenger RNA. It is a transcript of the gene Pur-alpha, whose product is annotated as Purine-rich binding protein-alpha. Gene Ontology annotation, cellular component: nucleus. Gene Ontology annotation, biological process: regulation of transcription by RNA polymerase II. Gene Ontology annotation, molecular function: RNA polymerase II transcription regulatory region sequence-specific DNA binding; purine-rich negative regulatory element binding; DNA-binding transcription factor activity, RNA polymerase II-specific. Lineage: Eukaryota; Metazoa; Arthropoda; Insecta; Hymenoptera; Apidae. The record is from RefSeq and is a predicted model, not a curated record.
AAUGAUAUUAAUUAGAUUUGUAUAAUGAUUUCAGGCCAGCAAGGUCAGCAAGGCGAACAGGAAUUGGCAACGAAGAUGUUGCAGAUCCAGAGUAAAAGAUUCUAUCUUGAUGUAAAACAGAACAGACGUGGGAGGUUUAUCAAAGUAGCCGAGAUCGGCGCCGAUGGAAGAAGAAGCCAAAUCUACCUGGCACUUAGCACAGCAUCCGAGUUUCGGAAUUACCUUUCGACGUUUAGUGACUUUUAUGCAUCUUUAGGUCCACCAAACUCGGAGAACGUGCCAGACGAUGGGAAAUUAAAAUCAGAAGUGAUGACAAAGGAUAAUAGGCGGUAUUACUUGGACCUCAAGGAAAAUACUCGCGGCCGUUUCCUGCGGGUGAGUCACCCUGUGUCGCAGACGAUAACACGAGGAGGACCCAGGACGCAGAUCGCGAUACCAGCACAGGGUAUGAUCGAGUUCCGUGACGCGUUGACAGACCUCCUCGAAGAAUACGGUACGGACGAUGGCGGUUUCAAGGGUGACUUACCAGAGGGACGAUACAUGCGCGUGGAUAGCAAGAAUUUCUAUUUUGAUAUCGGCCAGAAUAACCGUGGUAUCUACAUGAGAAUUUCUGAGGUGAAGACACACUUUAGAACAGCAAUCACCGUACCAGAAAAAUCCUGGGAGCGUUUUCGUGAUAUAUUCGCAGAUUAUUGUGAAAGAAUGCGAGAAAGAGGCGCUGGGAGCAACGUCGGCAUGAACAGCGGUGGCGGAGGAAAUGUCUUGCCCGAGGGGAGGGGCUCGGUGGUGGCACAGGUACCAUCACCAUCGACCUCACAACAGCCUAACCCCAAUCCAAAUUUAGACUCUCCUUUAAUGAAGUGAAAAAGGCUUUAACUUAACUUGAACAUUGGAAUUAUAACCGUAACUCGUUUUCAAGUCAUUAAGCGAACUAAAGGAACUUGUCAGAGUCUAUGCCAUCGUCAUCGCCAUUUUCAUCGACAUCGUCAUCGUCAUUGUCACCGUCACCGUCACCGUCACCGUCACCGUCAUCGUCAUCGUUAUUGUCAUCGUCAUUGUCAUCGUCAUCGUCAUCGUUAUC